Molecule: messenger RNA, 1536 nt
Organism: Pyricularia grisea
Lineage: Eukaryota; Fungi; Ascomycota; Sordariomycetes; Magnaporthales; Pyriculariaceae
Exons: 1
Coding region: 1-1536 (511 amino acids)
Molecular function (GO): protein binding
Source: RefSeq, a predicted model, not a curated record
AUGUCUUCCUCAAAACAGCCUCACCAGGAGGACCAUCCUGAUUCGGAGCCUGAGAUGCUCGAUGAGGACGAUGCUCUUGAAGAAAUUGACGCAUCCGAAGAUGUCGACGUUCCCAUGGAGAGCGACGACGACGAGGAGCCCGAAGAGAUCAACCUGCACAACGACGGCGUCGCAUACUUUGACCAACACAAGGACUCAGUUUUUGCCAUUGCCCAACAUCCAACCCGUCCGUCACUGAUCGCAACAGGUGGAUCUGAAGGAGACGCGGACGACGCACCCGGCAAGGGUUACGUCUUUGACACUGCACACGUUCCCCAGCGCCCUCUAUUACCACCAAACUUUAGCGGCGAGCCCCCGAACCCCCCGGUCGCGCUGGACCGUCUGUUUGAGAUUGAUGGACAUACCGACAGCAUCAAUGCUCUGGCUUUCACGUAUCCCGAGGGCGAAUAUCUCCUCAGUGGAGGUAUGGACGGCAAGCUGCGCGCAUACUCGGUCAAGGCGGCGCCAUUACAACCGGGAGCUGCGUCAAGUACGCCGGCCGCGCAAAUCAGCUUCCUUGCCGAGUCCCAAGAGGUUCCCGAAAUCAACUUCCUAUCACCCUGCCCCAACGGCACAUCACACCCGAACGUAGUAGCCCUUGGUGCAUCCGACGGCUCCGUCUGGGUGUACCAGGUGGACGGCAGCUCCGAUCCAGCGCUUCAGAUCCUGCAGUCAUACUUCCUCCACACCGGUCCCGUCACAGCAUGCGCCUGGACCCCCGACGGUGAGAUGCUUGCCACCGUCUCCGAGGACGGCAGUCUCUACGUCUGGGACGUGUUUGGAACGGCCUCGGCUGCCGGCCUCAAGGCUAGCGACAACGGAAUGAGCGUCCUGGCUCUCACAUCAGCAGAUCAACGAUUCGAAGUCGAAGGUGGCCUGUACAGUGUAUCAAUCUCCCCCACGGGGGCUGUCCUGGCCGUCGGAGGUGCAGGAGGCGCCAUCAAGAUCGUCAGCUUGCCGCGGAUAGACAAGAACACGAGCGCGCAGGCCGGCAAGCGCCGCGGCGGCGCAGCCAGCAACGCCAUCGAAGGCGGGCAGAUCCUCGCCAGUCUGCAUGCGCAGGGCGACGGCGUCGAGACGCUCUCCUUCUCGCAACCCGGUGCGGCGGGUGGCAGCGGCACGCUUCUCGCUGCAGGCUCCGUCGACGGUUCGAUCGCCAUCUACGACGCAGCGCGCAACUUCCAGGUGCGCAGGUUGAUCAACGGCGCGCAUGGCGAUUUCAGUGUUGUCAAGGUGGAGUUUGUCAAGGCAAACCCGCACCUCCUGACUUCCUGCGGCAUGGACGGCGUCGUUAGGAGGUGGGAUGCCAGGGGAGGUGUCACGGCGGGCAGCCAACAGCAGACCCAGACGGGACAGGCUGGUGGCCUGCUCAAGGAGUGGAGGGGACACCGAGGUGAUGGAGAGGGUGGUGGCGUGCUGGGAUUUGUGCAGGGUGAGGCUGGCGAGAGGGUUGCCACUGCUGGUGAUGAUGGUGUAGUGUUGGUUUUUGAGGCAUAG